This is a messenger RNA of Cyprinodon variegatus (sheepshead minnow), 2173 nucleotides long. RefSeq names its product NIPA-like domain containing 3 (gene nipal3). Gene Ontology annotation, biological process: magnesium ion transport. Lineage: Eukaryota; Metazoa; Chordata; Actinopteri; Cyprinodontiformes; Cyprinodontidae. Gene Ontology annotation, cellular component: membrane. Gene Ontology annotation, molecular function: magnesium ion transmembrane transporter activity. Bases 166 to 1320 code for a protein of 384 amino acids. The transcript has 11 exons. The record is from RefSeq and is a predicted model, not a curated record.
AGCAGGUGAAUUUCGCCCCGGAAGUGAGAUUCCGCUCCCGAGGAUGGUGUUUCUUCUAUUGUACAGGUCGAACAUGAAAAAUGAACUAUAGGCAUUUUAUGUCAAACAGGAAAUAUUCGACAGACUGUCUGGUUAUUAUACAUGAUAUGAAGUAACCUAGACGAUAUGGACGACAGUCAAGCACAACAGGGAGUCUCCUACACGGAUAAUCUCAUCGGGACUUUACUUGCCAUUUCCGGGAAUCUGCUUGUCAGCAUUUCUCUAAGUAUUCAGAAGUACAGCCAUGUGAAACUAGCAGGAACAAAGGAGCAACGCACUUUCUACCAGACCAAGACCUGGUGGUCUGGUUUUGUAUUCAUCUGCAUUGGGGAGGGGGCCAACUUUGUGUCUUAUGCCUUUGCUCCCAUUGCUGUUGUGGCGCCCCUCAAUGCCGUGUCGGUCCUGACAAGUUCGAUUUUGGGGUUUUUAUUUCUGCGGGAAAAAUCGAAAGCAAAGGACUUUGCAAAGAACCAUGGGCUUACCUUCUUGGGCUACGUUCUAAUUAUAGGAGGAACUUAUCUGUUUGUGUCAUUUGGACCAAACUCUCAUGAGAAACUCCAAGCAGUGAACAUCGUGAGGCACAUCGUCGGGUGGCCUGUUCUCCUGUAUUUGCUCCUGGAGAUUAUCACCUUCUGCCUGCUGCUAUACUUCUACAAACAGCGCAGCGCUAACUACCUUGUUAUUAUUCUCCUGCUGGUUGCUUUACUGGGCUCAGUCACAGUGAUCACAGUCAAGGCGGUUUCUGGUAUGCUGCUCCUCACGCUCGAAGGUUCCAUGCAGCUCGACUACCCAAUCUUCACCGUCAUGUUCGUGUGCAUGGUGGCAUCCGUGGUCUUCCAGGCUAGGUUUCUUUCCCAAGCUUGUAAUCUCCAUGAUCCCUCUCUGGCUGCCUGCAUCAACUACAUCUUCUCCACCUGCCUUGCAGUAGUAGCUGGGGCUGUCUUCUACUUGGAGUUCCUGAAUGAAGAUGUGCUCCACAUCUGCAUGUUUGUGCUUGGGUCUGCUCUCUGUUUCCUCGGAGUCUUUCUCGUCACUAAAUACAGGAAAAAGCCCAAGAUCUUUGAGCCGUACGUCACCAUGGAUAUGGCUAAGGGUGUCCCGACCAUUCAUGACAACGGCCUCGUCGUUCAGCCGGACUUUAAUGGCUCUUUCUCCUACGGCUCCCUGGUUAAUAAUGACGGCGUUGCCCCUGCCUCUCUGCCGGUCAACUUGGAGCAUCCAGUUGUGACUGUGAGAGGCACAGACGCACCUCAUGGUCAUCCUGACCUGAAGGAAGAUUGAAACUUAUCGCUGCCUCACAGAAAACCCCCCUGAUGGGCGUUUUUCAGCAAACUUUUCAUUUCCAGUCUCGCCUUAAACUUUAACAUGUGCUUCCUUUUUUAAACCAGCUGAACCAAAGCUGUUCAGGGAAAAGCUUUCUUUAAGGACUUGUUUGAUUCAUAUUUAGGCUUCCUGACUUCUUCCUUGCAAAGUUUAGCUUUUUUGUAUCUGUGACAAGUUUCCGUCUCUAUAAAUGCACAUUGGGGAAAACGAGGAGUUGUCUGGAUAAGCUCAAACUGGUGAAGCUUGCAUAACUUUGUAUUUAUUUUGACAACUGACUUUGUUGCAAAUUCUGUGUGUAGAAGACUCAUAGAUCUCAGAGGAACCAAAGGUUAGCAGCAGAAUGAAGGGAUGUUUUCUUUUUUAAUUGAAGUUGUCUGUCAUCCUUAAUAAACCCACUCAGCAGUGACUUCUUCCAUAUCACUAUUGAACAUGUACCAUGAAGUUUUAUUACUAGUGCUACCCUGCAGACUGGCCUGUUCUUCUGGUAAAUAUUUGAACUAAUCUAGCUGCAGGGUUUUUGAGCUGACAGUGUAAAGUUACAGCUGUACAGUUUCUCUGUAUUUUAAAUGAAGUAUAAACUGCCUCUUUAUGUCGUGACUAGUUUUCCCAGUUUAACCAUUUAUAUUAACUUCCUGCAACAUGUUCAUGAAUUAUGUCUAGUUUUUUAGUGCAUAUUUAAAAUGAAGCUUAUUGCUGAAUGAAUUCAGGGUAAUUUCUUGAUUAAAAACAGAUGAUGGUUCAGAUCUGUUGAUGUAAACAAGGUUCAAAUGUUUUUCAAAAGGGUGAAUUUAACCAAACAAUAAAUAAAAUG